Messenger RNA from Lampris incognitus (smalleye Pacific opah), 4090 nucleotides. RefSeq lists its product as uncharacterized. Gene Ontology annotation, biological process: positive regulation of transcription by RNA polymerase II. NCBI's taxonomy places the organism in Eukaryota, Metazoa, Chordata, Actinopteri, Lampriformes, Lampridae. The transcript is spliced from 13 exons. The coding region runs from base 43 to 765 and encodes 240 amino acids. Gene Ontology annotation, cellular component: nucleus. The record is from RefSeq and is a predicted model, not a curated record.
UCCCCCCAUGCACAGCCCCCCCCUCACAACCCCAGCAACCCCAUGAUGGGACCCCACGGCCAGCCUUUCAUGUCGCCCCGGUACCCAGGUGGACCACGCCCCUCGCUCCGAAUGCCAAAUCAGCCUCCUGGGGGUAUCCCUGGCUCUCAGCCUCUCCUGCCAAACAGUCUGGACCCAACAAGACCGCAAGGACAUCCAAACAUGGGUGGGCCAAUGAGAAUGAACCCUCCUCGAGGGAUGGCCAUGGGACCACAGAACUAUGGGGGAAUGAGGCCUCCUCCCAACUCCAUGGGUGGUCCCAUGCCAGGAAUGAACAUGGGUCCAGGAGGAAGAGGACCAUGGCCGGGCCCUAAUGCUAACUCUAUAGCUUACUCGUCCUCAUCUCCGGGCAACUAUGUGGGUCCCCCGGGAGGAGGAGGUCCACCCGGGACUCCCAUCAUGCCCAGCCCAGGUGACUCCACCAACUCCAGUGAAAACAUCUAUACAAUGAUGAACCCCAUUGGACCGGGAGGAAACAGACCCAAUUUUCCCAUGGGACCAGGGCCCGACGGGCCCAUGGGAGCCAUGGGAGCCAUGGAGCCACACCACAUGAACGGAUCACUAGGCUCUGGGGAUAUGGACGGGCUGCCAAAGAAUUCCCCUAAUAACAUGGGGGGCAUGAACAACCCUCCCGGGACACCGCGAGAUGACAGUGAGAUGGGCGGGAACUUCUUGAACCCAUUCCAAAGUGAAAGUUAUUCACCCAACAUGACGAUGAGUGUGUGAUUUUAUUAUUUUGUUCCUUUUUUUGUAUUUUGUUUCUGUUUAUUUUACCCCCCCCCCUCCUUUUUGUACCCCUCUGCCAUUUUUUUUCCCUCCCUGAUCCCUCCUUCACCUUGGAUUGGACAUUUUGCCCAACCACCUCCCCAAAUCCUGUCAUCCCACACACAAACACAUAACCCUCCCUCACCAUCCAAAUGGACUCUCCCUAUGGCCGCACAGCCUUCUGGGACAGCCCUUGAGCAUCCUGGGACUCUAAUUAAGACGGGACCUCCUGGAGCGUGCAAGAUGGCCGCCGGUAUGAAUAGGAAGCAGUUACAGAGCCACAGGAAGAGCCUGCUCUCUGUUUCCAGCCCCAGCCUCCCUGGCUUCCUGUCAGGGCCUGGACAAUGAGCGAGGGAAUGAGCAAAAUGGUGGAGAGAGUGAGAGAUAGAGGGAGAGAGGAGACUGGAUCACUCGACCCUCCCCUGAGGACAGACUUAGGGAGGUCGUUUUCAGCUGCCUGGAAGCUUCUCAGCCACGUUUGGACUUGAAUUAUUUUGAUUAUUAAUUUCUUUUGUUUGUUUGUUUGUUUGUUUGUUUGUUUGUUUGCUGAUCCCUCCAGUCCAGUGCUGGGAUAAAUGCAACUACUCCUUUGCCCCUAUAUUGUUCUCUCUGUGUGUACAUUUUCAACGGAGGUGUUGUGAUGAUUCAAUGAAAAUUUUUCCUUUUUUGUCUCUGUAUGUAUUGUAUCAUUGCUUUUUUUUUUGUUUUGUUAUUGUAUUAUUGUUAUUAAUGCUAUUGGUAUGCUGAUAAUUUUAAGAUUUGGUCCUUAUUUCUUUUUUGUUUUCUCUGCUAAGGGCACAUUGCUAUGAUGAAGAUGGGAUUUCGCACACAAAGACAUGCAUACAGAAUGUGUAGUACUGUUUGUAUUGGCUGUCCUGAGUUGCCAUCCUCCCGGGCAGAAUUGUAGAAUAGUAUUAGCUGUUAUGUCAAAAUCUUAUUGCACAUUUGAUGUGUCUAAAGCGCCCCCUAGGGGGGGCUAUAGGAAGGUAAGAUUUUAUCCAUCACGGUACUAUCGAUUGGCCCUUUUUGUCUUCCUCAGAGGCAUCUUAACUUGAUUCAAAUUUAAGAUGUUUUUUUCCAACUGUCUGGUUCAAUCAACCAAACAAGAAGAAGAAGCAACCCCAGUUUUAGUAGUCACCAUGCAGUGAAAUGCACAGCUCUAUUUAUUUAAGUACUUUGAGAUGUCACGUGAAUCAUUGUUAACCCCCCCCCCAAACUUAUCCCUGUUUUGAACCCCAGAAUUUGUAGCAAUCGUGUGAAUAUGGGGAUCCAGUCAGUAGUGUCCCUUCUUCUCUGUUUCGGCGCUGACUUUAUCAGGCCCCUCUAUCCUCUUCUAUGAGGUACAGACGACCUCUGAAGCGCAGACCAUCACGUUCUAACUGCUUCCUCCAAUGCUAACCACUCGGGUCCGUGUUCACUCUCAAUGUCAAGGCUCCGUCGUAGUCUCUCUGCUGAGCCGUAGCAUGACCCCGGAUGGUUUUGGCCAGCUUCACACGCUGAUAUGUCCCUAAGACACUGUGAUCUAUAUCUGCCUAUGCUGUGUGGAUGUACUUUAUACACCGCACAGCUUUGAGGAGAACAUUCAAGAUUUUUUUGUUAAUUACCCAGGAUUCAGUGUUCCCUCUUUACAUUUGCUGUGGGUGCAAGGACUCGUGUCCCUUUUGGUCUCUGUGAAUUGGGUUGCUGAUAGAUCUUCGGCUUUUCUCGCGGCGGAACUAGCAAUCAGGGAGCGGCAAGGCGCCAUCAUGGUGACUGUAGUGAGUGGUUUGUUUGCUCAGAGAAGUCCUCGUCCGUCCCUUCCCCUGUCUCACUUCUCCAUCGGGCCUAUAGAACAGACACACACACCGCCACCCCCCCCCCUCUCUCUCUCUAAUUUUGUACAACUUCUCCAUCGUUUUUUGAGUUUUAUUUUUUUUUUGUAAAUACUGUAAAAUGCAUUUUGAUAUCAUUGACAUGUUUUGAUAUUUCAAAUCACAACUAACAAUCGAUCAGAGAUGCGCUGAUUUGGGCAACUGUGGUAUUUGUUCAAAGACAUGUCGUGUCUUUACUCAGAGAAUAUGAGCGAUGAGAAAAACAAACUGGAGCUGCUAUGAACCAUAUGCUAUUUCACCUCACAACAGACAGCUUGGGCCUUUACUGUGCAUUAGAGUUGGGGUCCCAACUGGGUUGGGGUCUUGGGGUCCCAACCGGACCAGGGAGAUAAAAAAAAAUCAACGAUAGCUGCGUAUGCAUACAACUUUAGCUAAGUCACUGUCAUACAGAUUCCUCUGAGAAAAAGGAGAGAAAAAAAGUUCAAAUAUGAUUCAGGGGGUUCCUUUCUGCAAACCGGGAGACAGAGGCGGGGUUUCACACGGGGACACGCCCCCUUCGCCCGUCGCCACUGACAACCGCUGCAACUGCAUUUCAGCUUCUGUCCCUCCAGCAAACUUCUGCAGCGGAUCACUGAAACGUAAAGCAGGGCACAUGCACAACAGGACACUGGCUCUCAAAAGAAACACCCGGGACCAGAGGACAAACUUUACUAUGAAGGAUUUUUUUUUUAAUCUAUUUAAAAUGGGGAGGGGAGUGGCAAGCAGACACAUUUGCCCUUAUCGAAUAGAGAAGGUAGAGAGAGAGAACGAGGGAACAAGUUUCCUCGCCUGUACCUUGAAAAUAUGUUGUAUAAAAAAAAGCAGUCCUAGUCUCUCUCUCUCUCUCUCUCUCUCUCUCUCUCUCUCUCUCUCUCUCUCUCUCUCUCUCUCUCUCUCUCUCUCUCUCUCUCUCUCUCUCUCUCUCCCUGUCUUUCUUUCUGUCCUGUAAGUAAAGCCGUCACGUUGAUCCUUUCUGUAUUUCUAUUGUGCUGAUGUAUAAUACUGUACCAUUCAGUGGGGGAGGGAGGAGAGGGGAGGGGGGAGUCUGAGAGAUUCUUCAGUUCUGUUCCUCGUUUUCCUCUCGAUGACAAAGCAGUAUUGGAUAUGACGCAGUCGGUCCUCGCCGGGUGGGGGUUGCUUUGUAUCUCAUGUUAGGGUAGUUUCAGAUCCUAAAUGUCUUGUGUAGUAAAAAAAAAAAAAAGAGGUUCCUUCUUCGUAUGUUCCUUUAUAUUGUAAAGUUUCUUUAGACGAAAAAAAUGUUGCUUAUCGGAAAAAAGGUGGGAAAACUGCAUCGUUAAUAAAUGUAAUUUUGUUUUACCUUUUUAUGUUUUUAUUUUUCAAGUCGUCAGUCGUUUUCGCCUGUGUCCUCCCUUGUUGUAGAUACAUAUUAAAGAAAAAAAAACGAAUAAAACUGAAUUCACUCCUUUUGCCAUGAA